UGUAAAUCUGCCAGCUGUUUAGGAGGAUAUGAGCAAGAAGAGUGCAAUUGCAGAAACUGUGGAAUUCUAAUAAGUGCUGAGAUAAUGAUGCAACCAGUUCACACAGGCUUAAAUAAGGUUUCGCCUGGUUAUGUAAGUUGGGUUGUGUGCUUACUGUUUUUAGUCUUGUUAGUCCGUCUUUAGACCAAAAUGUCGUGCAUUAACGGGAAAAGCUGAUCAGCACUAGGGGGCGAUAUUUGGUAAAGGCAAGGACAAUUAUAUGCUGAGUCUGGACAGACAACUUGAGUUAUUGAGUAGUUAGCAACUUGUGAAGAGUUGUGCAAGAUAGGUAGUGAGAGAUAACACCAGGUUUUCGGCCAGCACAAGCAGUUCUUCCUUCAUCUGCCUAAUCAUCAUGGAGGAGGGCCGAAAGCUGUGCUCGUCCGCUCAGAUGCUCGUGUGCGCGCUUGUUUUAUCCUUCUGCGUGUUUGAAAUCGCUGCAGCAGAGACGCUGUGCGGCGGAGAGCUGGUGGAUGCGCUGCAGUUCGUGUGUGAAGACAGAGGCUUCUACUUCAGUAGGCCAAUAAGCAGGUCGAAUAGCCGACGUUCUCAGAACCGUGGCAUUGUGGAGGAGUGUUGUUUUAGGAGUUGUGAUCUUGCACUGUUGGAACAGUACUGUGCCAAGCCAGCCAAGUCAGAGAGGGACGUCUCAGCCACUUCCCUUCAGGUCAUGUCACCUGUGAUGCCAGCAUUAAAACAGGAUGUCCCAAGAAAGCAUGUGACUAUAAAAUAUUCCAAAUAUGGACUCUGGCAACAGAAUGCAGCCCAGAGACUACGGAGAGGCAUCCCAGCUAUCCUGCGAUCGAGGAAGUUCAGGCCGCAGGCAGAGAAGAAAAAGGGCCAGGAACAGGCCAAUGUCCAUAAGCGUCUUAUCACACUUCCCAGCAAAGUCCCUCCCUUAUGGCAUCCCACAGAAGACUACAUCAGCCACAAGUGAAGACAGGAUAGUUUGCACAGAGUUAAAAGACUAGGGGAUCAUAGCUUUGUAUCUGGCGUCAUUUCUGUGGUGGUCCUCUACAACCUGCCUCCCUCCCUCACACAUACAUGAUCGCAUUCUUCCAGUCCUUACUCUUGCUGUUUCGUUCAUCAACACGGACAAACGAGACUGAAAUAAGGAUGGAAAUUAACAGUUUGGGUGACUGAAAUUCAGGUGGAUGCUAAAAAUAAUAAAGAGGAGCAAAGGAAGCAUAUGUGAUGAAAGAGAUACAUGGCUUGCAAGAGUCAAGGACAGUCGUUUUGGAGGACAUCAAAACAUGAAGAACUUCUAGCACGAACAACAAGCAUUCAACAACAUUCUCCCAAGACAGAAGUAUAUCUUCUCAGUUAAUCCUUAUCCUUAUUAGUUACUUUGCACCGCUCACUAUAAAGGGACAUCCACACUGUAAGGAAUUGUUUUGUAAAAAUUAGAUUCCUGUUCCAGCACCUUCUAAUCACAAACAAAAAAAAAGCAGAAAAGUGUCUGCAAAUUGCACAUUGCCACGGAUUACGUAAAAGUUCUUGUUGAGUAAAUAAAGGCACUAUUUUUUUACGGACAACAAACGUGUAGCUCAAAAAAAUGUCAUGGUGCUAGCGUUGUGAAUGGACUCAAAGGAAAGAAGGUUUGAAAAGCACGUUUUUUUUGUUCUUCAAAUAAUUAUUAAGCUUUCCGUUUUAAGGAAAGUGUGACUUACAAAGAGAUAAAAUGAUCAUAUCAGCUGUGGCAAUGUGCGAAGGGGGUGCCACUGUGUAUGGACGUGUCUGGUAUCAAAAUGUGCAGCAGUCACGCCGUGCCCCCCUUGCUUCAGUUCUCACUGCACUCAGUUGAAGGAGCCGUACGUGAGGGCACUGAAAGGGUGACGCUCAGGCCUGGACUGCACAUAGCCCUGGCCUUGCACUGCAGGAAGUGGGAGUAAAGGGACUUGGAAUAAGUGGGAUGUUUUUUUUUUUUUAAAUCUUCUGUUUUCUUUUCAAGAAGAUGUUUAAAAAAAAAGGUAAAUCAAAACCUGUUCAGUCUCUGGUACCGUGACGUUCCUGUUGAUGCAAAAUAGACUUUUUUUUCAUUCAUUUACUUUUUUUGAGACGUUAUUUUACAGUUCUGAAGAAAGGCACAAAUAUCAUUUCAAAGGGAAUAAAUACGCAAUAAUUUCAACUAACAUUUAUUUUUAAAAUUGUAUCAGUAGUAUUCACAUGCUUUUGCCUGAAAACAGAUACUUGAAUACAUAAAUAUUAAAAUAAACAUAUAUAUAUAUAUAUAUAUAUAUAUAUAUAUAUAUAUAUAUAUAUAUAUAUAUAUAUAAAAUUAGUUUCCAGGGACGUCAUGUUAUAUUCUUUUAGUCUGAGCUGUAUCUUGCAUAAUGAGCCGCCAAGCUUUUUGUUUGUUUGUUUAAGUACAAAUAUGGGCACUGUAUAAAGGCAUUAUUUAUUUUGUUAUAAAAAAUAUAUAUAUGAAAAUUGGUCCAAAUACAGUAAUAUACAUAGCACUGAUGCUCAACUGAUGGAAUUUAUUUUAUAUGCUCUCCUUUUCCCAUUGUACUUGUACUGCUUUUUUUUAGAUGCUUUGUACCAAAAAUAUUCCUUUCUCCUUUUGGUUUGCCACUGAGAUGUUUCAGCUAUUUUAAAAUUAAUAUUUAAACAGCAGAAGUACCCUGGACUGCUAAGGCAUGUUGUCACAAAAAUAGGCACAUACUCAGAAGACUCUACAUUUCUUCACAUCUAGCUUCUCUCACAUGGCUUUUUGGUCUGCCAAAUGGAUUUCUGUUAUUAAAAAUACUCAUGCUUGACUUAUUAUACUUGUUCCAUAUGCAGUGACAAUAAUUGAAGCAGUUUUAUUCUAUAGGAAAUGGUGAAGUCAUUACUGCCAUUUUUGGGUAUCAUUAAAAUAUAAUUAUAUAUUCAGUAUAGGUAUAAGCGUUACGUGACCACUUCAUAUGUCAGCUCUGAGUGGGGUUAAGUUCAAGUAAGGUUGGCUGGAUGGAGAUAUAAUCAGUGGCUGGAUGGAGAUAUAAUGUUCUUUGACACCAAUCUGUAACUGCGUGAAUCUUAGUCACAGAUGUGUGUAAAGGGCAGUUUCUAUUAAUACAGUUAUCCACUGACAGCUGAAGUAAUCAUCCUCUUGGUGUUCACUGAAGAGCACUGAGGUGAUGCUUAUCCAUCAUAACUGUGGCCACUCACAAGUGGCCCACUUCCCUUCUCCUUCUCCAUGCCAUACAUCUGGCUUUUGGUGGGACUGGUUACUUUUCCUUGCAACAAUAAUAAAAAAAAUCUUCAUUCAUUAUUCAAGGGCUACCUUAAUAAACCAUCUUUAAAGCAGGUUUAAAACUCAGGUAGAAAACAAAAGUUUAUGGAAGACAGAAUUGAGUCAGAAUGUGUUGAUUUGGGACUAUCAAUAAUUAACAACCAGUUUUCUUUAUAAAAUAUUUACCACAUUUUGGGAUGGAGUAAAAUGAGCCAGUAAUGUUACUGAAUACAGAACAUCAUGUAGUAUUGUAACCUGACAAAUUAAUAUACCACUUUGCCUCCACAUUCCUUCCUGUCUAUGUAUCCUUAUCAGUUGUUUGAUUAAACGGUGCAAUUAUUAUUAUUAUUAUUAUUAUUAUUAUUAUUAUUUUCCUACUUCCUGUGAGGACUGCAUCCACUCUUUUGUUUGAACAGAUUUCUAUGUGAACAUGAAGGUAAAACAUAAUCUGCGUGGAAUAUAGUGGGAUCUUCUGCCUGUCCAUGUCCACGCAAACAUACUAGUAUCAAUAGCCCACUCAGCCUGUGUGUACGUUUAUUGACUUAACCUCUGCACGCUAGAACGUCCAAAAUGCACAUUUCAUGUACUUUCAUUUUUACUCUCAAUAAAGAAAGCAUUUUAUGAAAUA
Pangasianodon hypophthalmus (striped catfish) is the source of this 3881-nucleotide messenger RNA. RefSeq names its product insulin-like growth factor 2b (gene igf2b). Lineage: Eukaryota; Metazoa; Chordata; Actinopteri; Siluriformes; Pangasiidae. Gene Ontology annotation, cellular component: extracellular region. Gene Ontology annotation, molecular function: hormone activity; growth factor activity. The record is from RefSeq and is a predicted model, not a curated record. The coding region runs from base 395 to 976 and encodes 193 amino acids. The transcript is spliced from 4 exons.